AUGGCGGCUCCCCUCCAGCGGGCUCAUGGUACGACCACGGUGGGAGUCUCUCCUUCUCCGACUCUGAGGACUCCUACGGCUCGGAACCCUGUUCCCCGCCGCCGGAGGGGAAGGGGAAGGCGGUGGUGGUGGAGGGAAGACGCCACCGGCGCCCGCGUCGUCGCCGUCGCGCGAGGAAUCCUGAAGGUUUCAUGGCUACGGCCUGCCGCAGCCACCCCUCGGUUGAAGGCUUCUCACAGGCCCCUCACCCCCGCCAGGUCACCGCCGGACGACGCCACCCCUCCCCGGUUGCUCAUCCGGCGCGCCUCUGGUCCGCCAGAUGCUGAUGGAUUUCAUCAAGUCCAAAGCCGCCGCCGUUGGCGUAGGCGCACGCUGCCCAGGCAGUCGAAGGCGAUGCCGCCCAACCUCGUCGGCAAGUGCUACAAUUGCAUGGGGGAGGACCACGUCAAGGCAGAUUGUGUCUUCCGCUCGAGGUGCCUCAACUGCGGGAGUGAGUGCCAUCGCAAGAGGGACUGCCUCUUCCCUCCCUUGGUCGCGGCGGCGACUGGGAAACGUUGUCGCUCCCCGGCCAGGAUGGCCGGUCCUCGCCGCGCUGCGCCCCGGCUGAGGACCGCGUCUCGGCAGCGGCCGGCCGCUCAACGUCCGUGCCUAACUGCUGCGCCCCGCCUACCCCGGAGGGUUCCCCAGACACCGCCGCGCCCGUCCCAGAUGCUCCCGUGCCGGGGCAGACGGACCUCGACGGGUGGGUUCCGCGGCGCUUCUUGGAGUUGGUCGUCGUGCCUCGAUGUCGCUCCGCCUGAUGAUGACCGUGAAUUCUUUGUCGCUGCUUGGUGCCUGCACCCGAGAUUCAUCCCUGAUGAGAAGAUAAUUUUCAUCCCUAAACCAAAUGUGCGCAUCCCCGGGGACGCACUCUACGUACACGCCGACGAGAUCAUCCAUGACAAGCUGCCUGGGCUGCGCUAUUUGGUACGUCUCCGUAUCGUCGAGUACCAGGACUGGAGCACCCCGCCACUGUCCGGCGACGAUGAGGGCUACGACGGCGGUGACAAAGGAUGA
Molecule: messenger RNA, 1056 nt
Organism: Miscanthus lutarioriparius
Lineage: Eukaryota; Viridiplantae; Streptophyta; Magnoliopsida; Poales; Poaceae
Source: the annotation of a GenBank genome assembly